This is a messenger RNA of Camelus dromedarius (Arabian camel), 1544 nucleotides long. It is a transcript of the gene C6H6orf163, whose product is annotated as chromosome 6 C6orf163 homolog. The transcript is spliced from 5 exons. The coding region runs from base 493 to 1476 and encodes 327 amino acids. The record is from RefSeq and is a predicted model, not a curated record. NCBI's taxonomy places the organism in Eukaryota, Metazoa, Chordata, Mammalia, Artiodactyla, Camelidae.
CAUUUUGGACUUCUGACCUCUCGAACUCCAAGAGAAUGAACUUGUAUUGUUUUAAAUCACUGACUGUGUGGUCAUUUGUUAAAGCAGCAAUAGGAAACUAAUACAGCAAGUGUCUGGGAAAUGAACAGCUGUACCAUGCUCCCUCUUGUUAUUUCUGGUUGCUUUUAUGAGCAAAGCUUAUCUUGCCUAGCAACAGUUGCUAAGUAAGUUAACAGUGUAAUCUAGAGUCUGGGAGGGAGCACCUGCUCAGAUCUUCCCAAACCCAGUGCCCACACCUCAUAUGGCAGAGGCUUUCGGUACCGCUCUCUGAUGUUAGGCAUGUAACCACUCCCUCGUCAUGGAGAAUCACUUCAUCCUUGUCAGCCUCUAGCAUUGUCCUAAAACCUUGAACCUCUUCCAGCUUUCUUAAACUUCUAGCUUUUCUUCAAACUCCUUUUUCUGUUCUUAAGAGUGUUUUAACUGUACAUAGUAAAAGAUACUUCAAAUCUAAUUAUGAUCAGAACUCCGAAUUACACAAGCUUUGUUUGCUGUGCUGUUUGUAAUAAAAUAAUUCCACCAGCCCCUUUUGGGGAAACCUUCAAACGGAUCCAUGAAUAUAAGCCAUUUAAGACACGCUUUUACACUCACAAAGAUAUACUGGAUAUCGGGACAGAUAUCCUGAAUAAGGAAGAGCAGUUUCAGGAGGCUGUGCUCAAAGAACGUAUUGCAAAAGCAGAAGCUGAAAUAUGGGCUCAGGCUGAUGAACGCCAAAGACAAGCAGUGAAGAAAGCCCUCAAAGAAGCAAAGGACAUGUACAAAAUGAGAAUUCAGGUCCUGGAAGAAGAACAUCAAAAAGAUUUACAGAAAAUGGCAGCUAAGACCAAGAUCGAGUUACAUCAGAACAUGGAGGACGAGCUGCAGCGGGAACACUUGGCUGCCGAGCAGCGCAUGGUGCACAGGAUCCAGCGGGUCAUGAUGGAAUGCCACUGCGAGAAGGUCCAGGCCGUGCAGGAGGCCCGGGCGGAGGAGAGGCGGGCGGCCCAGGAGGAGAUCCAGGCCCAGAGAAGAAAGGCCUUGGAGGAGUUUGUGGAUACUGGUGUCACGGUUGUUAAGGAUCAGAAGAAUGUGAGCCAACUGAUAAAGCGGAAAGAGCAUGAAAUGAAUGCCUACUACUGCAUGGCUCAGAGGCAGGAGCACGAGGAGGUGCAGGCAGUGCUUCAGGAGGCCGAGAAGACACAUCAGGCCGCCCUUGGAAACGUGACGGAUAAACUGGUCAGCACGCAGGGGGAGCUGCUGUCCAUAGCGAAACAGCUGGGAAUUAUGACAAAUUGGAAAGAUUUCCUGGAGGAGGAGUUACAGGAAACGAGGGCAGCAUUUCAAAAAUACAUCAAUUAUACGUUUCCUAAGCUCUCGCCGGGGCAUGCAGAUUUCCUUCUGCCCGAAAGAAAGAAAACACCUUCCAGUCUUAUUCCUCAGGAGAAUGAAACAACUCUUUGACUAGAAGUCUUUGUCUGAAAUUUCACUACAAAAGGCAUUGUUCUAAAGACUAAAUAAAUUCACUCAAA